This is a messenger RNA of Trypanosoma rangeli, 780 nucleotides long. RefSeq lists its product as uncharacterized. The transcript has a single exon. Lineage: Eukaryota; Euglenozoa; Kinetoplastea; Trypanosomatida; Trypanosomatidae. The record is from RefSeq and is a predicted model, not a curated record. Bases 1 to 780 code for a protein of 259 amino acids.
AUGAAUGAGUCCAUGGAUGAUGCGCAACUCUUCUCCAAUGACGAUAUGAAUUUUCCGCAGUACAAGACCGGAUUCUUUCACAACGUCCUUCACAAUGUUCCGCUGUGGUGUGUAUGGUUGCACGCUGUUAUUGUGUCCGGUGGCGUGCAUAUUGUAAUGCUCAAUAGUCGUCAGAUAUUUGUGGCGGUAUCUGAAGACCCGAAUAGCGAACAGCUUCCCGCCCUGUACGUCGCUCUGACAAGUGUCGGCAACGCCAUUGGUCGUCUCGGUGUCAGUUUCUUCGAGGCAUGGAAUGCAAGCCGGCCGCUCGAGAAGCGGACGCCCGUGACUAUCACAUAUUGUGCCCCCUCUUUGUUUAUGUGCCUCUCUGGCAUCUUUUUCCUCGUUCUGCCAGCGAAGGGACUGAUUCUUCCAAUGGUUCUUGGGGGUUUGGCGAACGGUUCAUAUGCUGCCGCUCUCGUGUUGACUGUCCGCACCAUCUACAGCAUUGACGUUGCGAAGCAUUACAACAGCAUUUUCUUAUUCGACCUUAUUGGUGUCGUUGUUUUCAACCGAUUUAUGUUUGGUGAAGUUUUGACACGCAAUUCUGUUCGGACUGAGGACGGAAAGUACUAUUGCCUGGGACGCGACAAGUGCCUGCGGACACCAUUCGUUGUGCUUACCUGCCUUUGCGCAUGCGCUUUUGCCUCCACUGUGUUAAUGAAUUUUAUUUACAUGCGCUUCGUUCGUUCUAGACGUGAGGAGCGUGCCGCGGAACAAAAUGAACAGUUGGAUGCGUAG